Salvia splendens (bonfire salvia) is the source of this 691-nucleotide messenger RNA. Its product is annotated as G patch domain and ankyrin repeat-containing protein 1 homolog. Bases 38 to 418 code for a protein of 126 amino acids. The transcript is spliced from 4 exons. The record is from RefSeq and is a predicted model, not a curated record. NCBI's taxonomy places the organism in Eukaryota, Viridiplantae, Streptophyta, Magnoliopsida, Lamiales, Lamiaceae. Gene Ontology annotation, molecular function: nucleic acid binding.
UAUCAGUGUCACAAUUGGAUUUUUCUACCCAACGGUGAUGGCUGUUGAUCAUGAUUCUUCAGCGGGUUUGGGUACCUAUCUAGGCACUUCUGCUUCCACACCUAUAGAUUCGUCGAAUAUUGGCUUUCAGUUGUUAAAGAAGCAAGGAUGGAAAGAAGGAAGUGGCCUUGGUGUUUCCGAACAGGGCAGGCUGGAGCCAAUAGCAACUACCAUCAAGAAAAACAAAAGAGGUCUUGGAGCGGAACAGCCAAAGAAGCCAAUCAAGCAAUUAAAAGAUAAGGAUUGUCCAGAAUCGCCGAAGAUUAAAACACGAGGCGUCUCGAAGAAGAUGAGGAAGAUUCAAGAGUUUGAAAAGAAAAUGCAAGAAAAGGAAUUUGAUCAGGAUUUCUUCAGGAUGUUCUGGCCAGAUAACGUCUGAACUUUUGCUUCAAAUGACUUAUUAGGUGCUGGACAUUUCCUUGCAAUGGGGAGUUAUUUCAUUUAGCAUGUUACUGGCUCCCACCGCAGUUCUCACAAUAUGUCCAAUGAGUGAAUUUUUCUUUUGACAAACCUGUAGAUUUCAUUAUAUUUUCUAAGUUCCUUUUUAACUUCAAAUUUUGUUGUUACACUACAUUAAUAUAUCUAUCUGGUGGUAUUGUAAAAUUAUUGGUUUUUUGUGAUAUGUUUAGAUUAAAGUCUUGAUUCGUUUUAA